AUGACUUCCCCGCAGACUAAGGAGGCCUGCGACCCUGAGCCACAGGAAGCUCAGGUUCGGACCUUCUGCUUGAACAAUGGUGACCUUAACAAGUGCAGCAAUGCUUGGAGGCCCAGAAUGAAGAGGAGCAGCCCUGCGAAGGACCCAGAAAUGCUGCAAACGGAGGACCUCCUGCGGCAAGUGCGGGUCAUCUUGAAUAAACUGACUCCGGAGAGGUUCGACCGGCUGGUGGAGCAGGUGCUGGAGCUGAACAUCGACUCCGAGGAGAGGCUGAGCGGUGUGGUGGACCUGGUCUUCCAGAAGGCCAUCGACGAGCCCAGCUUCUCCGUCAUGUACGGACAGCUGUGCCACCGCCUUGCCCUUGUGAAGGUGCAGAUGGCCGAGAAAGCCGACAGCACAAUGACCUUCCGCAGGCUGCUGCUUCGCCGCUGCCAGAAGGAGUUCGACAUGGAGAGGAGUGACGACGUGGUGGUUCAGAAGAAGCAGGCGGAGCUGGACUCUUCUGCAUCCACUACAGAGCGCGAGCGGCUCCAGGAGGAGCUGGAGGAUAUCAAGACCAAGGCUCGGAGGCGCUCACUCGGACUCGUCAAACUCAUUGGAGAGCUCUUCAAGUUGAAGAUGUUGACGGCGGCCAUUAUUUUCAGCUGUACCUCCCAGCUGUUAGAGAGACAGGACGAGGACUCGCUGCAGGGUCUCUGCGCGCUGCUCACAACUGUCGGCAAAGAGCUCAACGCUAAAGGAGCCAAGAAACAGAUGGAUCAGAUGUUCAAUCAGAUUCAAGAACUGAUCCAGGAGCGCCGAACGUCGGCACGAAUCCGCUUCAUGCUGCAGGACGUGGUGGCGUUAAAAGAGGUGCGUUGGGUUCCUCGCAAGGCCGACCAGGGCCCGAAGACCCUCCUCCAGGUCCACCAAGAGGCUGAAAUGGAGCAACAGGAGGAGCAGCUCCAAACGACGAAGCAGCUGUUCCCCAAAACCGAAUGGAGACGAGCAGGAACCUCGGUCGCUUCUCCAUACCGGAACAAAGAAAGCAGCUUCUCUGCUCCCACCAGGACCUUCAUCCCCUGGAACACCCCCAGGUUUUCAAAGGCCAACGUGGAGGACAGUCAGAUUAAGUCGUCCUCCUUCAUGAGAGCUGUGUUGAAGGCCGUGCGUCAGCCCGCAGUGAACGCCAGCUGUCGAGUGGACACAGUCGUCCUGAAGAAGAGCUUGCCGGUCCUACGACAAUACCUGGACUCCGACGAUGAGCGACAGCUGCAGGCGCUUUAUGCCCUUCAGGCUCUGAAUGAGUCCCUCGGUCACCCUACAGACUUCCUGCAGAUGUUCUUCGAUUUAUUCUACGACUGGGGACUGAUCUCAGCUGCCACGUUCCUCAAGUGGCAGAUGAGCAGAGACGAUGCCGAGCCGAAGGGAAAAGCCAAGGCCGUCGAGUCCACCAUGCCCUUCUUCACCUUCCUGCGGGUGUGUGAGGGACUCUGA
This is a messenger RNA of Salarias fasciatus (jewelled blenny), 1476 nucleotides long. RefSeq names its product eukaryotic translation initiation factor 4 gamma 3-like. Gene Ontology annotation, molecular function: translation initiation factor activity; protein binding; mRNA binding. Bases 1 to 1476 code for a protein of 491 amino acids. Lineage: Eukaryota; Metazoa; Chordata; Actinopteri; Blenniiformes; Blenniidae. The transcript has 11 exons. Gene Ontology annotation, cellular component: eukaryotic translation initiation factor 4F complex. The record is from RefSeq and is a predicted model, not a curated record.